Molecule: messenger RNA, 993 nt
Organism: Phalacrocorax carbo (great cormorant)
Lineage: Eukaryota; Metazoa; Chordata; Aves; Suliformes; Phalacrocoracidae
Source: RefSeq, a predicted model, not a curated record
GGCCCUCCCCCGGGGGCUGAUUGGGCGCGGCGGCGGCGGGUGGCGUCGCUGAUUGGCCGUCGGGAAAGGGUCCGUGGUGGGAGGGCGGUGCUGGAGGCAGCCAUGGCGGUCCUGGUGGUCCUAGUCGGUCUCUUGGCGGUGGUGCUCGGUGCCGCAGGCGAGCCGUGCCCCGAGCCCACCAUCGUGCCCUCGUACUACACCACCUCGGAUGCCGUCAUCUCCUCCGAGAGCGUCUUCGUGGUGGAGAUCUCGCUGGCCUGCAAGAACGGCGCCCAGAAUGUGGUCCUCUACGCCGACGUCAACGGGAAGCAGUUCCCUGUCACCCGGGGGCAGGACGUGGGGCGCUACCAGGUCUCCUGGAGCCUGGAGCACCGCAGCGCUCAGUCGGGCACCUACGAGGUGAAGUUCUUUGAUGAGGAGUCAUACAGUGCCUUACGCAAGGCUCAGCGCAAUAAUGAGGAUGUCUCUCGCAUCCGGCCCCUCUUCACCGUCAACGUGGACCAUCGGGGCGCCUGGAAUGGUCCCUGGGUGUCAACGGAGGUGGUGGCAGCCGCCAUUGGCCUCGUCGUCUAUUACCUGGCGUUCAGCACCAAGAGCAGCAUCCAGGCGUAGGCCCCCCAAAAGUGACCCCCAAACACCGCCCCUCAAGGGGCUACACAAGUCCUGGGGGGAGCGGGGCACCCCUAAAACUGCCCCCACCCCUCCCAUGCCAGAAAAAAUGCUUUGGGGUGGCCCUCAAAAGUGGGGGUGCUCUGGGGUGGGGCUGAAGGACCCCCCCCAAAUGGGAAUGGCUGGUUGGGGCUGGGCCUCAAAAAUGGGGGAGCCACUCCUGAGUUUGGGAUGUCCUCAGCACGGGGGAGCCCCGAGACUGGGGGAGGCUACCCUUAGCCCCCACAAUUGGGGGUCUUGAGGGUCUCCCCACGAUUCCUGCCCAGGGAGCGUCCCCAAGGCCGCCUCCCCAUUGGCUGUGCCUCAAUAAACAUCUCCCUCCCA